This is a messenger RNA of Dicrocoelium dendriticum, 1138 nucleotides long. The record is from the annotation of a GenBank genome assembly. Lineage: Eukaryota; Metazoa; Platyhelminthes; Trematoda; Plagiorchiida; Dicrocoeliidae.
GGUCUAUUUUCCUGUAUUGCUGACUCUUUAUGUCUUCAAAACCUCGGUGGACGAUAACGAAUUCUCCUUGCACAACUUACAAAGUGGCGACUUGCGCACCAACAGAACAAGAUGAUCGUCAAACAUUGCAAAAGGCAAGGAAGUCAACCACACCUGUGCACACCAACACCAGCUCCAAUGGUUCCGUAGAAAAUCGUGAACUGGGUCGUCUACGCUUCCUCAAUCCGGGCAAGGCCAUGAAGGAUUUACAGUUCAAUUGGCCCGAAGGCAACCUGACACGAAACUAUCGCAAACAGCUAACUCAUCGUUACACUAGGAAGGAGCGCGACGUUUCGCCCGCUAUGUACGAUUCUCGUGGACGUCUUAUGGGAUCACUGGCAGACACCUGUGAUUGCUUACGUGAAUCGUGUCCCGGCUGCCAUUUGCCAUGCCGCAGAUGCCAUUCAACGUAUUGCGGACCCGUAUGUCGUAUUUAUCGCACGUUCCGUUUUCAAGAUGCAAAAUUGUUUAUCUGAACGUCCACUGUGCAUCUCGCUUCAAACACUUGGCAUUUUCACUUUUUUUCGGCCUCGUUACUCGACCUGCACUUUUUACUACGUUAUUCAAACGUAUAUAUCCUUGUUAUGAACUGUACCCUUCCGCUUUUCCAACUAAAUUGACACUGAAUCAAAUUGUUGCUCAGAAGUGUGUGUGAACAUGUCAAUUCACGCCUCCAUAUGCUCAACAGCUUUUUCAUCGGGUAGCCUUCACCAUUUUUUGCUCGACCAACAUUGUGAUGAAGGCAGUCAUCGUACUUUCCGUGUUCAUCGUAUGCAUUAUAUUCCAACUGUUUACUGCUACUUGAGUGUGGAAUGACGGCACUCCAGGUUGGCCUUUGCUCCGGUUGUGAUACCUUGACCACAUUACCUCGCCUCGUCAUAUAAGUACACAAUACGAUGAAGGUAACGUUUUCGACAUGACAGGCCUCGUUGACUUGAAGCUCACCUUUUAUUCACAUGAUUACACCCUUUGUGGAGACACUUCUUCGACGGUGCCUCAAGGAAAUCGCUUUAGGUCUGUUGUAUUUUAAAUUCGAUUACCCUGAUUGUCAGCUCAUCCAAUCUUCUCUCCUAUACAGUUCAGUUAUUUCGCAUGUGAA